AUGCUAUACAGGUACGGAUAUUGCGUAGGUGGAAGCCACAGUACCCGACGCCACGAAACAUGGUUCAUUGUUGUAGACAAGUUUGGAGAUGCUAUACAGAUCUUGGGACAAAGGACAAAUCAAGGCUAUAUAGAGUCUGUUCUUAAUCUUUCCAAUUUCUACACGAUAUCAGAAUAUACUUGUCCACGAUUAGAUGAUUACCAAAAGGUUUUAGAAAACGAUAUCUACAUGGACGUUGAUUUUAUUGGUAUCCUUACAAAAGUGAGAGAUUGCAAGAAACGCAAUGGGGAGUCCUUUGUCCUUAUAGUACUUACCGAUGAAGGUGGAAGUGAGUUAGCAGUAAACUUGUGGAAAGAAUGUAUCGACGUCCCCGAGAAAUUUAAUCGUCAGCAACUAAUGCCGCCUCCUGCAACAACAAUUUUUGCUGUUACAAAUUUGAGGACCUCAUCAAACGAUGGAAUACUUAGGUUUGGAUCGUCAACUGCUACACAUGUGUAUGUUAAUCCACCUAUUCCAGAAGCAACACUAGUAACCAACAGGUUCAGUGGCCCUUCAAGACCACCUUUUAUGGCAACUGGAAUACCAACAACAUUGUCGUCACUGGUGGACUUUGCCUUCAAGGACAACUGGUGCCAAGUGAUAUGCCCCCAGUGCAGAGACCCAAUAUUUAAAAAAGCAAAGGAUUGGUUCUGCAUUGCCCAUGGAUUAACUGAAGCACCAAUAUUCCUGUAUAGGUUUACCGCAACAGUAACCGACCCAACUGGCUCCAUUACUGCAUCUAUAUCUGACAGUGCAACCCAGAGAUUGAUUGGAAUUACCUCAGAAAAGUUGAUGUCCAAUAACACCCAAAUCAGUAGAGGAAUUAUACCGUCCAUCAUCGAAGAGUGCAAAGGGUUAUUAAAGGCAUUGUCAAUUCAAAUGUUGAAAACCUCAAAUGCAGAAAACAUCCGAUACGUGAUUGUAGACAUAGGAAACAUCAACACCCUCACUCAACAAGCAAUUCCAACAACCCCAAUGGCUACUACAGACAACAAGUCCUCUGAACCUACCCACAACAUACGAACUUCAUCACCACCUUCAGAAUCAUCUAAUGUGUCGAAAGCUUUAUCAUUCGAAACCUCAGACAAAUCCCGAUCUAUAAAACAUCAAAAACGAGGGCAACAGUGA
This is a messenger RNA of Lactuca virosa, 1167 nucleotides long. NCBI's taxonomy places the organism in Eukaryota, Viridiplantae, Streptophyta, Magnoliopsida, Asterales, Asteraceae. The record is from the annotation of a GenBank genome assembly.